AUGUCAUCCCCAGCAAGGAGCACACCCCACGUCAUCCCCAAAGGAGCACACCCCACGUCAUCCCCAAAGGAGCGCACCACACGUCAUCCCCAGAAAGGAGCACACCCCACGUCAUCCCCAAAGGAGCACACCACACGUCAUCCCCAGCAAGGAGCACACCCCACGUCAUCCCCAGGAAGGAGCACACUCCACGUCAUCCCCAGCAAGGAGCACACCCCACGUCAUCCCCAGGAAGGAGCACACUCCACGUCAUCCCCAGCAAGGAGCACACCCCACGUCAUCCCCAGGAAGGAGCACACUCCACGUCAUCCCCAGCAAGGAGCACACCCCACGUCAUCCCCAGGAAGGAGCACACUCCACGUCAUCCCCAGCAAGGAGCACACCCCACGUCAUCCCCAGGAAGGAGCACACUCCACGUCAUCCCCAGCAAGGAGCACACCCCACGUCAUCCCCAGGAAGGAGCACACUCCACGUCAUCCCCAGCAAGGAGCACACCCCACGUCAUCCCCAGGAAGGAGCACACUCCACGUCAUCCCCAGCAAGGAGCACACCCCACGUCAUCCCCAGGAAGGAGCACACUCCACGUCAUCCCCAGCAAGGAGCACACCCCACGUCAUCCCCAGGAAGGAGCACACUCCACGUCAUCCCCAGCAAGGAGCACACCCCACGUCAUCCCCAGGAAGGAGCACACUCCACGUCAUCCCCAGCAAGGAGCACACCCCACGUCAUCCCCAGGAAGGAGCACACUCCACGUCAUCCCCAGCAAGGAGCACACCCCACGUCAUCCCCAGGAAGGAGCACACUCCACGUCAUCCCCAGCAAGGAGCACACCCCACGUCAUCCCCAGGAAGGAGCACACUCCACGUCAUCCCCAGCAAGGAGCACACCCCACGUCAUCCCCAGGAAGGAGCACACUCCACGUCAUCCCCAGCAAGGAGCACACCCCACGUCAUCCCCAGGAAGGAGCACACUCCACGUCAUCCCCAGCAAGGAGCACACCCCACGUCAUCCCCAGGAAGGAGCACACUCCACGUCAUCCCCAGCAAGGAGCACACCCCACGUCAUCCCCAGGAAGGAGCACACUCCACGUCAUCCCCAGCAAGGAGCACACCCCACGUCAUCCCCAGGAAGGAGCACACUCCACGUCAUCCCCAGCAAGGAGCACACCCCACGUCAUCCCCAGGAAGGAGCACACUCCACGUCAUCCCCAGCAAGGAGCACACCCCACGUCAUCCCCAGCAAGGAGCAUGGUCACAGGUUAAACACUCUGACACGCUCACACCAGCACUCCAAUAUGCUUACACUAGCACAUGGCUCCAUCUCACUCCUGUGUUCCUCUUCCAUUUUUCCAGGAGUGUGGCUGUUCAUAGUCACUACUGUGACUGA
This is a messenger RNA of Cricetulus griseus (Chinese hamster), 1386 nucleotides long. The record is from RefSeq and is a predicted model, not a curated record. NCBI's taxonomy places the organism in Eukaryota, Metazoa, Chordata, Mammalia, Rodentia, Cricetidae.